This is a messenger RNA of Vicugna pacos (alpaca), 1989 nucleotides long. The record is from RefSeq and is a predicted model, not a curated record. Lineage: Eukaryota; Metazoa; Chordata; Mammalia; Artiodactyla; Camelidae.
GCGGGGCGGAGACAGCGGCGGCCGGCAGCCGGGGGGAGGCCGGAGGAAGUGUCUGCUGACCGGAAAAGUGGACGAGGACACUGCGAAGCGUGCCGGACGCUAGAGCAACUUUCCAGAUCACUCCCCCGUGUGCCAGUGAGAGGCAUUACGAGCAUCUUGGACGAUGCUGCAGCAAAUGUGAACCGGGAAAAUACAUGUCUUCCAAAUGCACCGCUACCUCUGGGAGCGUCUGUCUGCCCUGUGGCCCAGAUGAAUACCUGGACACCUGGAAUGAGGAAGAUAAAUGCUUGCUACACAAAGUGUGUGAUACAGGCAAGGCCCUGGUGGCGGUGGAGCCCGGCAACCGGACGGCCCCGCGGCGCUGCGCCUGCACGGCCGGGUACCACUGGAGCGAGGACUGCCACUGCUGCCGCCGCAACAGCAAGUGCGCGCCGGGCUUCGGCGCCCGGGAUCCGGCUCAACAAAGACACGAUGUGCGAACCCUGCCUCAUGGGCUACUUCUCUGACACCUUUUCCUCCACAGAGAAGUGCAAACCCUGGACCAACUGCACCAUUCUUGGAGAGAAGGAAGCACAUCAUGGGACCAAGAAAUCAGAUGUGGUUUGUAGUUCUUCUCUGCCAUCUGCAAAACCACCAAAAGAACCCCAGACUUACUUGCCCAGUUUAAUCAUCCUGCUCCUCUUCAUCUCUGUGGCGUUAGUUGCUGCCGUCAUCUUCGGUGUUUACUACAGGAGAGAAGGGAAAGCACUAACAGCUAAUUUGUGGCACUGGGUCAACGAGGCUUGCGGUCGCCUAAGUGGAAAUAAGCAGGAGUCCUCAGGCAACAAUUUUAGCUGCACUCACGUGGAAGCCUCUAGUCAGCGUGAAAUCUGUGAGAGUGUUUUACUGCUGACUCUGGAAGACAAGCGGUUUUCUGAAGAUAUGUGCUGUCCAGACGAUGGUGGUGCCUGUGGAGGGGGUGGUCCCUGUGCCCAGGGAGAAGAUACCAGGAUGCUCACCUUGAUCAGCGAGACUGAGGGGGACCCCUUCAGGCAGGUUCCCAUGGAAGAUGAAUAUAUGGACAGGCCCUCCCAGGUCCCAGACGCUAUACUGUUACUCACUCAGCCUGGAGGCACCUCCACACCGCCUUUCCCUGAACCCCUGGAGGUGGGGGAAAAUGACAGCUUGAGCCAGUGCUUCACUGGGACAGAGAGCUUGAUGGAUUCUGAAAGCUGCCACUGCGCCCAGCCCCCGUGCAGGACUGAUUGGAUUCCUGCGUCCUCUGAAAAGUACUUGCAAAAAGAAGUGGAGGGUGGCAAUUGCCCCCACUGGGCAGCCAGCUCCAGCUCUGCAGAUGGCUGUGCGGGCUGCGGGAACCCUGCUAGGGAGGACCGGGAACCCCUGAUGGGUUUCCCCCAAAGUGGACCCUUGCCCCAGUGCGCCUACGGCUUGGGCCUUCCACCCAAAGCGGCUGACGGGGCAGAGACAGGAGGCCAGCCCGUGGACGGGGCUGAUGUAAGGCUUCCCGGCUGGACGAGGGGAGGCCCUGGGUCUGGAAGCCCCUCCACUGACCAGCCACCUGCAUCUGGAAAUGUGACUGGAAACAGUAACUCCACGUUUAUUUCCAGCGGGCAGGUGAUGAAUUUCAAGGGCGACAUCAUCGUGGCAGCUCUAAGUGGCAAUCUGUCGUCGUCCUCCUUUACCCAGUGGUUCAUCCCCACGGGAACUAGUGCUGGGAGGCAAGGAAGGCAAGACUGCGGGGAAGCCCUGCAGCAUCCUGGGAGGCUCAACACUCGGGAGGAUGAAUUAGGAGCACCCAAGGGAAGUCCUCUGGGAGAAGGGACACCAGGGGUUCCAAAGGGGCAUUGGCCUGAUGGUGAAGAGUUGGGGCUGGAGAAGCAGACGGUCCGGCAGGCCCAGUCACCUCCGAGUCAGCUCCCGAGCCAGUGGCUGAGUGUGAGCAAGGAGUCUGUGUCUUCUGCCGGCAUCCACGAAACUGUGACAGGCUAA